Messenger RNA from Otolemur garnettii (small-eared galago), 728 nucleotides. RefSeq names its product transmembrane protein 18 (gene TMEM18). The record is from RefSeq and is a predicted model, not a curated record. Bases 53 to 469 code for a protein of 138 amino acids. Gene Ontology annotation, cellular component: nuclear membrane. The transcript is spliced from 5 exons. NCBI's taxonomy places the organism in Eukaryota, Metazoa, Chordata, Mammalia, Primates, Galagidae.
UGGAGCCCAGCCGCGGGUUCGCGGCUGCUGUGAGGGUGAGCUUUCUGGCACCAUGCCGUCUCCGUUUUCCCUGAGCUCCUUCCCAGACAGCAUUCCCGCAGUCAUCACGCAGACAGACUGGACUGAACCGUGGCUGGUGGGGCUCGCCAUCUUCCACCUGCUCUGCCUGCUCCUGACCUGUGCCUCCUCCCAGAGCUAUAGAUUGCAGAUCGGGCAUUUCCUGUGCCUUGUGAUUUUGGUCUAUUGUGCAGAAUACAUCAAUGAGGCAGCUGCGAUGAACUGGAGAUUAUUUUCAAAAUACCAGUACUUUGACUCCAGAGGGAUGUUCAUUUCCAUCGUGUUUUCAGGACCACUGCUGUUGAACGCCAUGAUCAUCGUGGUCAUGUGGGUGCGAAAGACGCUUAGUGCGAUGACAGACCUGAAGAGCCUGCAAGAGAGGAGGAGGCGGAGGAGGAGGAAGGAGGAGUGAGGGCUGCCCCUGUACUGUUGUCCCGUGUCCCAGUGCCCGGGGCCUGUGACCUUCUCAGCAGGCAACUCCAGCGUGAGAAACCGCCUCUCAUCCCCACAGCUGGGCACGUAGAAGUCAUCUAUGGGAUAUGUGCUGAGCAGCGUCUUCAGUGCCGGGGUCUCUGGGUGGCUGUGGGAAGGGUCUCACGGAGCUUCACGACUUGGAGUUUGAUGUGAAGGUGUCCUCAUUGUUCAUGAACUCAUUACAGAGUGUGCAGUGA